AUGUCCGAGAUCGAGUAUAACAAUUUACUUUUUGAAAUAAGCGAGAGGCUAGACCAACAAAAUGUACUGGAGCGGUUGCUUUUUAUGUGUAGAAGGAAGUUAUUGCCUGUAUCUGAGAGGCAAGACAGCAUCCAAGAUACGUUGUCGCUGUUUAAAGAACUCGAAGAUCGCAAUUGUUUGGGAGUUGAUCGUGUUCAGGUUCUGAAAGACUUGCUCAAAGGUGUACGACAGUGGUCCCUUUUCGGGAAAGUUAAAAAAUUCGAGAGCACAAGAACAGAAUACAAUGGCUUGAUAGAGCAGAUUAUUCUCGUACUCGACGAACUCAAUGAUAUGGAACGACUGAUUGCAAUUUGCAGAAUGGCUAUUGCGGAAGCGAAUGACAGCAACAUUCAAGACGUUCGAUCGUUGUUUAAAGAACUGGAAAACAACGAAUGCUUAGGGAUUGACUGCCUGGGAUUGUUGAAAGAGAUUUUGACCAAAACAGAACAAGGCGAUUUGUUAAGAGAUGUUGAGGAGUUUGAAGCGAGACGAAAUCGGGAGGAUGAGUUUGAAAGUCGAAAAGGUAUUGGUUUCACUUGUUGUUAUUCAGUUCCCUGACCUUAUCGUAAGGGUGAAUUUGAAUAUUCUAAUCUGUUAUCAUGUUUGUUAUAUUUCAGCGCAAGUAGCUGAUUUCAUGUCGUCUGUCGGCAACAGACUGAUAGGAGGUAAGUCAACUGUUGCAGUAGAGAAUUUCAUUGCAAUUGGUCGCCCAACCGUGUUACUUGUCUCUUGGCGUUACCGAUUUUCCACUUGUUAUGAGUCUCGCUUGUCGGUGUUAGUGUGGGGGGAAUUUGAACACAUAAAUGACAUAACGUCGUCAGAAACGCCUUCAGUUGUCGAACAAAAUCUUUAUAAAUACAGGAAAUAAUUCGCAUUCAAUAUAACAAAACUGAGAAGCACUGUUAGCGUAUUUACUACGAACAAAAGUCUCGUGCAAAGCGGCGGAAAUCGCUGCUACAAGGUCACUGACGGCUCAGAGUUUCUUCGUGAGUCAUGCAACAUACAAAGCGUUCUUUAAAAAAAUCCCACCUAUUGAGAUUACUACAUCAUGACAAAUUCACUGACAUGCAUCAUCGCUCACCGUAUUAAGAGCGACUCCGCGUAAAUAUCAACUAGACGUGGAAAUAGUCAAAAAAUGACCUGGCCUCAAGCUCAGCCAGAAUAAAGCCCUAUGGGCCCUAGUUACAAAAUCGUUGGUUUAAGUACCAUCGAGUGAAUAAUAUUUUUUUAACGAAUUUUUUUCUUCCCGAGGCCUAAAAUGGGCAAAAAUCAUGCGAAAUUAGAGUCAUAUUCAGUAACUCGUACAUUUUAAAAUAAAGUUGGCUACUAAAAUAUAAUGACACUUCACAGUUUUACUAUCUUUCUUCUAUAAUUUUAACUGAUUAGUUCGCGAUUUGGCUAACAAGAGAUUUUUUAAGAAAUUUUCAAAGUUGUUGAUUCAAAAUCGCUUAAUCAACCAUCAAAAUUUGGGUGUCUAGAAAACGACGACCUAGAAAACGAAGACCUACGACCUAGAAAACGACGACCUAGAAAACAACGACCUAGAAAACGACGACCUAGAAAACGACGACCUAGAAAACGACGACCUAGAAAACUACGAUCUAGAAAACGACGACCUAGAAAACGACGACCUAGAAAACGAAGACCUACGACCUAGAAAACGACGACCUAGAAAACAACGACCUAGAAAACGACGACCUAGAAAACGACGACCUAGAAAACGACGACCUAGAAAACUACGAUCUAGAAAACGACGACCUAGAAAACGACGACCUAGAAAACGACGACCUAGGAAACAACGACCUAGAAAACGAAGACCUAAAAAAAAACCGCGGGUGGCGGGGGCUUAGUAGAAGUGUGCGAAAUGCCCCAUCCCCGGACAAAACCAAAAUAGCAUAUUCAUAGCAAAUCUCAGUGUAAUCUUAUCAAACGUGCCAAACACUCACGCAAAUCGCUCAUAGCCGCCAGUCACCCGGGGCUGGUUAUAAGUAAUGCUAAGGUCAAUAGGUCUAAUUUGCACGUGCAGCACACUUUUUUGCACAUCGUAGUACGUGCAGACGAUUCUCUCAAAACCAAAAUUUCUUGGAUGCAUUUUGGGCGCUUUUCAUUCACCCAAAACUUAAGAAACUUUGGAAACAGCGGCAAUUGGUACAGCAUUUUCCCGGAAAAGUUCCCAGACUUCCGGAAACGUUUCCGAAAUGCGAACCAUUCAACCAGUUAGACAUUCGGGAGUAAAUUUGAAUGCGGAAAGAAACUCUUCCCGAUGAUAAUUUUCGAAAAUUUGGGUGUAUAUUGCGAAAAUGCUGUUCCAUUCGGUACUACAUGGAAGUUGCCGAAAAUUUAAACCAGACGUUUUGACUGAAUGGAAUGGCGCCCAUGCAAAGGUAACCAAAUUUGUUACCAAUUGUGCUCCCUUUGCGCGCGCGUGAGAGCUCCACUGAAAAAGUUUCUCAAGUCAAAUUUUCCUUUAGUAUGGUCAAUGAAGUCAUGAUUCAACCUGACUGACUACUGGAAGCAAAAGCUUUGCUUUGACCUAUUUAUUAUCCUGAUAUCAAUUUAAACAAAUUUCCAUCCAAUCUAAAUGACCUAAAUAAUAUACACUGCUUCACUGGCGCGUCGUUUAUAGCGGGAAGUUCAAGCCCACAUAAAUCAAACAGGAAAUAAAUCAGGCGUGCCGUUUUUGUGUUCACAGCUCAAUACCGUAAACAAACAGUUUAUAUUUUGAAAAUAAAGAAAGAAGGGCUUCAACAUUUUCUCGUACCUUUCCAUACAUGAAACGGCAGCAUACCGGUAACGAGAAUUGUGAAAUAUUAUGUGGGACACAAGGAAGGUUGACAUGUCAUCAGAUUUGAACUGUAUUUGAACUGUAAGAUUUGGAUCGUAUCAUCCUAGGAGUUUCUGUUUCCUCACAGGUCCGAUAGCGUGGUAUAUAUGCAGUGAGAUCUCCGGUAGAACUUUUGAAUUGUUCAGAAAUAAAUUAUUACAUCAUGUGAAAUAGAGAAAACGCCGCAGAGCAAAAUUAAAAAUUUCACUUCGGUUCAUCUUUAAUUCUUCCAUCACUUUCACGCAAUGCACAAUGCAAUGUCCAAGACAAAAUAAUAGCUCCUACGAAGACACUAGGCACUCUGUAACUGCUGUUUAAAAAUGCGAGAGACGGUUUUAUAAACCGCGUUAUGAAAACAACGCAAGAACAAUAGGUGUAGGUAUCUCGCCCGGCACAUGUAACGAAGGUUUACGUUAAUCAAUAAAUCAAUCGAGCAUCGCCGCCUAAACGUGAAAAUUUCCCAAAUUUUGACUUUUAGAAAUACUUCGUUCCCCAAACCUCUUUUUAUUAACACACUCCGGGAUCGCUUAUGAAACUAACCCGAUAUACUUUUAAUCAUAAACACUUUAUUGUCCACCUUCCCAGCCAGUUCUAGAUGGGGAGGGUGUUUCCUUAGGAACUGGUUAGCUCCAAUGACCACCAAGCUUUAAUAAUUAUUCGAUCUAAAAGAAAUACGUUUAUAAUUCGCAAUCAGAACAAACACAAAUCGUCUUAAUCUCGUAGCUAAAUUCAGAAAACUUCAAUGUUAACUUACUUCCGUGGCGGGUCGUUACAACAAUCGCACUUUACAGGUUAGCAAAUUCUUUUAACAGAUUCUUCAGGUUUGUGGAUUUAUAGACAGACUGUAAAUUAUUUUCUUUCUAACUUCGAUUCUACUGAAAAACUGGUUUGAAACACAAUAAGCUAAUUCAAUUCUUGUCAUCAAAUAAAUCUAUCCAAUAACAAACAGGCAACGCUUCUUUAGUAAACGAAACAGAGGGGAGACCUCGCGUACCUUGCAUUUCCAUUUCCACCGUUUUAUUCCUUGGCUUCAUACCCUUAGCCGGUACAAAUAAUAUUUACUAUUUUUCUGUAAUUUUCCUUCUUCGCCCACCUCUCACCCCUUCAUAAUUCCCUCCUAUCGUCCUCUUAUUUCCCGCCUUCUGUACCCCUCUAACCCCUUAAAUCCUUCGAGCUACCCCAUCCCUGUCGUCGUUUUCUAGGUCGUAGUUUUCUAGGUCGUUGUUUUCUAGGUCGUCGUUUUCUAGGUCGUUGUUUUCUAGGUCGUUGUUUUCUAGGUCGUCGUUUUCUAGGUCGUUGUUUUCUAGGUCGUCGUUUUCUAGGUCGUUGUUUUCUAGGUCGUCGUUUUCUAGGUCGUAAGUCUUCGUUUUCUAGGUCGUCGUUUUCUAGACACCCAUCAAAAUUUAGCACUUUUUCACGAGCUAAAAAAGCGGAUUGGUACAAGGCUUUGAACACCAAGACUUGUUUAGUCUGAAAGAGCACUCUUUUUUCUUCAAAUUAGCGAAAUAAAAUUUUUGGGUAAAUGAAAUCACGAGCGCUGACAAAGCGAAGCAAAUGUAAAUGUUAUACUAAAAACGGGCGAAAAAACGUGACCUCUGACCGAAGCACAACCAAAUGCGAAUUACGGUAGGCGCCAAACCUUUAAUUAUUCGGUAACUUCUCGAAACAAUAUUGGUCCGAAACGUGUAUAGAUUCUUUUAAAUAAAGCUGAGUUAAAGUAUUAAUUGUCAAAAAGUCCACAAAGCGGUAAAAAAUACAACAAAAGUCACGAGUAUUAAAUCUGUUCCCUUUUCUGAGUUUUAUGCAGCGAUUUAUGCGAUUUAACGAAUUAACAAUUUUUAAUCCAACGAUACCCACCUGAGACUGUGUUAGUUUAAGAGUCCAUAGAACUUCUCAAUAGAUUUCUCGGAAAGACCUCCAGGAAGAAAUGAAUGAAGAAUUUGAACUUAUAACUGUAAAAAUUUCACUCGCCGCCACGGGAAAACGAUAACAACUGUCGAACUGCCACAGGCAAACCAGCUUUCAGUGCGGUCAUGCAAAGCAUGUCACGUCACGUAAUUCGGCCCCGCGCAUUUGGAAAGGAGGGAAGAAAUUCUUCCAUGCUGUGCGCUAAAACAUUUAUGACAUAAAACUAGCUUUGGACUGUAUCUUUUGUAACUAAUUAAAGAAAAGAAUAACUUUUCCCCUGUUUUUGCUCGAGGAACGCAGUGCACUUCUUUUACUUUAUCUGCUGUUUAUAAUUAUUGUGUUUCAAGUUCAGAACGUGCAUCUGUAGUUAGCAAUUGGUGUGUUCGAAUUUAUACCGAAUGCUGUUGAAAGGAUAUCAAAGGGCACCAAAGCAGUGGCGGAUCCAGGGGGAGGGUCCGGGAGAUCCGAGGCCCCACCUCAUCAGACCUGAUACUUGUUUCAGACUAAAAUCCUUAUAACGAUAGGAUUGUAUAUCACUGUUUAACUGGCUGAAUUUUUUAAUGAAACGCAUGUUGUAUUUUGCCACCAAACUAAAUUCCAGGGAUAUUCAAAAAUGUGAUUGUCUUUGGGUACCCUUCGUAGUCUGUGUAUUUCCCGGGCCAACGGCAACUGGCUUUCACAGAUUGAGAAACACGUAGUUGUCUCUGGCCUUCUCAGUGACUACUGGGAGGGGGUGCGAGGAAACGUUAUUUGCAUUCAACAGUCCUUUCUGAACCAAAAUUUGGACCUCCCCCCACCCCAAUAAAAAAAUAUUGGAUCUCCCCCUGCAAAGAUGUUACUCUGAUUUCGGAGCCAAUCAAGGCUUAUGCUGGCGUGUGCAAGUAAAGCAAUUUUUUUCGAGUUAUAUUAGAGGCUCACUUGUAGGACGAAAAACAGUAUAAUUUUAUUUCUGUAAUAUGAAAAUUGUGCUGAUCAUGUGUAUCCUAGAGGAACAAGAGACAUUUUGUUGCGAGCCGUUUCUAAUCAUUCGGUUUCCUGUGGCUCGGUGGUUCCCUGUGUUGAAACAUCCCCACUAAAAGCCAACAACAGGGAAUGAGCUCUUCGGAAGCCAAUGAACUAGUGGCCACAUCCGGAUCUCAAAAAAAGAUUUGGAUAAGUUGAAAGGACAAAUCGAAGGAACUUAUCGACGAAAAGAGAAAAGAAAGCCAGUACAAACAAACUUAAGAAUAUACAUGAUAUCAUUCUUCCCUGUAUUAGUCGGUUUGCAACACAAACCUUUGUCGGGGCUGAUACUGUGGGGUCGUUACCAAAAUUGAACUUAAAACUAAAGUACAUAAUUAUAAACAUCAUUGGUCAUUACAAAGGUAGUCUAAUAAACCUGAACUGGCGCAAGUAAGGAACCAAAAGUAACGACCUGACCCUGGUUGAUCAAACAACCGAUCAUUUUUCCAAGUACCGUGUGGAACGAAAUUUUUGCGGGAGUUUAUUUUUGCGGAUUGGCGAUUUUUUGUGUUUUGCGGGAACUAAUUUUUGCGAUUAGGACAGACUGGUUUUUCUUGGUGGGGAUUAAUUUUUGUGAUUUCAGAAAGUACCCAGUACCCAGCAUUGAUAAUAUUUUCGUUUUUAUUGACUACGUGCAAAAGAAAUACAUAUUUUCAAACAAUACUAAGGGUGCGUCAGUAUUUGUUUCUGAAAAAAAGAGACCAGUUGUAAUUGAGCAGACACGAUUUCUUGGUACUGUAUUCUUGUGUAGUGAAUUUACGUUAGGGAAUACAGUAUUUCCUCUGGAGUAAAUUUUUGCGGGAAAUAUUUUUGCGGUAAUUUUUAUUUGCAGGAACUUAUUUUUGCAAAGUACUGACAGUCAUGAAAUCCUAUCAAUAAAAUUCAGCCGUGAGUGAAAUAGUGAAAAUGACAAGAAGACUGAGGGGAAAAAUAAUAACAGAUCAGUCCACUGUGUUUAAUUUUGUUUCGCCUGACAUUUUAUGUAAGCGAACGGGAAUGACAUAUUUAUUUGUUCUGGAGCGAUGAAUUUUUUUAAAAGCACGUUUCAUAGCAAAAAUUUGCCAAAACUUUAACUGAGAGCCAUUGCUAGAUUCUAUGGUAUUUUUUCUCGUUCCUUUUUAGCUCAUGGAUGACGUAGUCAUGCCAUGGGCUUUUGGAGGCACUCGAAUGGCACUCGAUCACUCACUCACUCACUCACUCACUCACUCACUCACUCACUCACUCGAUUCUGAUUAAUUUAUUCAUUAAAGUCAGAUUAAACACGUUACUCCUACCUCCCCUACUUAGUAUUACUUUUGUUCCAGGUACCUUUUACGUAUAUGUUUGGAAUAUUCUAGAGGGUACUAGUAAGGCGAAUUUUUUUUCCCGACGCAUCAAUAAUAGAGAUGGGAAUAUUCUAAAGCACUGAUUAUAUCGUCCGCAAGAAAUGGACUUAGAAUUGUUAAAAGGACAUUGAAAUAAUUGAGCGUGGAUCAUUGUUGUAUAUUUGGACGAAUUGUGCACAUUUGUUCCCGAUAUUAUACUUGACAUGGAGAAGAUGCGAUCAACAGGAGUGUGAAAUAGCUAUUGCAGCCUGACGACUGUGACGAUGGGAUUUCGUUCAGCGAAAAGCGAAUAAGCCAGAGAGCCUUAUAAUCACUGCAAACAAACGGUCCUCGAAUUGUUAAAGCGACAUUGAGGAGUAUCUAUUGUGGUUUAUUCAGUUAUCUGGACGAAUCCGUUUGACCAUUUGUCUUCGUAUGCAAACAGGGGAAUGAAUUAAUGUUGGGUCAACUAGAAGCACAGGUUUUAGAACCAACAAGCGUUACGCUACUUUGCUUGAAUUCUUACGUGAUCUUUGCCUUGAAGUAGGCUUUUGUUUGUCGGUGAUUCCAUUUAGCAGUGCUAUUAAUGUAAUUUCUACAAGAAAUGCUGCGCUGGUAUAAACAAGUCUCUAGAACAUUCAGUUGGAGAAAGGCAAUCGGAUACUUCGACUGCGUUUAAAUUACUUGGCUAGGUCAGAGCACGUACUCGUGUUUAUCAAAAGCGCGUUCUAAAGCAGUUCAAUUUAGCCAUAAAUGCCUGUAUUCUGUAUUUGAUAUAGCAGGUACUGCAUAUACCAACCGGUACGUACUCAUCAUGUGGAAACAUUUAUUUAAAAGCAUCGCACUUUUAAAACCGCGGUUUAAAACUUCUGAAAACUCGUGUAUGUAAAACUUGGCUAUUUUACAAGAAAGUGCACCGUCGUUCGGAAAGUGUUUGACAGUCACACGAGAAAGCAAAUUAUUUUACAACUAAAAAGCGUCAAUAAUUGCUUUUAAAAAUGAUCUUUGCUUUGUACGUAGAAAUGCUGCGCUGAUAACAAGUUUCUAGAAUAUUCAGGUGCACAUGCAAUCGAAUACUUCGAGUCGCGCUGUAUUUUGGUAAGUCCGUACACAAUGAACCGUUCAAAAAAAUUUAUAUGUUUUUCUUUGAUUAUUGAACUGUCUUUUCUACACUAAUUCAAUUCAUCCAUGAGCUCGCUCCUAGGAGCCUUUGAUUUUUUUCUAGUUCUGUUUGGUCACAUGAACCGUGAUGUCAGCUUUUUAAGUUAAGAUAACCAUUUAGGACGUUGUGGACAUGUCUCAUAUUAUCUCAGUCGUGACAGAUGAAACCUUAAUACACUUGGGUUCAAAUGUUAUUACGGAUGGACCUUUAUUACACUUGGAUCCAGUUAUUGCACUUGUGCCUUCCACAAGUUCCACAGACAAGAAAUCCGGAUCCAUGAAGCGAAUUUGGCCUAAGAGGCAACCAAACAUUUAGCCUCCCUUGGUGGCUUUUCAGGGAAGUCAUGUUUUCCCAUAUUUCCUCCCUUACUUAAGACCAAGAUAUGUGUCAUUUAUACCAGUCUGUAAAUAAAGUGAAGGGAAAAUCAGAAAAUUUAGGGUAACGUUGUUGAGAUCAAAGGUUUGUGGGGAGGGAGAAAUUACAAAUUCCCGAAAAACGCCUGCUCAUCAAGUCCGAGGCGGAAGAGGCGCCUUUGCCCUCAAGCGAGGGCAAAAAUGAAACAGUCCAGAGCUAAUUUUAUUUCAUAAAUUUUUUUGGCGCACGGCGUGGAAUAAUUUCUUCCCAAGACCCAUUAUGGCUCUUGUUUCUUGCCUCCUUCCCAAAUGCGCUGGGCAGAAUUACGUGACGUGACAUGCUUUGCAUGACUGCACUGAAAGCUGGUUUGCCUGUGGCAGUUCGACAGUUGUUUUGGUUCAUUGCGGUGGCGGCAAGUGAAAUUGUUACAGUUAUCAGUUCAAAUUCUUCAUUGAUUUCCUUCUGGAGGUCUUUCCGAGGAAUCUUCUGGGAAGUUCUAUGGACUCUUAAACUAACACAGUCUCAGGUGGGUAUCGUUGGAUUAAAAAUUGUUAAUUCGUUAAAUCGCUGCAUAAAAUUCAGAAAACGGAACAGAUUACUUGUGACUUUUGUUGUAUUUUUUACCGCUUUGUGGACUUUUGACACUUAAUACUUUAACUCAGCUGUAUUUUAAAGAACCUAUACACAUUUCAGACCAAUAUUGUUUCGAGAAGUUACCGAAUAAUUAAAGUUUGGCGCCUACCGUAAUUUGCAUUUGGUUGUGCUUCGGUCAGAGGUCACGUUUUUCGCCCGUUUUUAGUAUAACAUUCACAUUUGCUUCGCUUUGUCAGCGCUCGUGAUUUCAUUUACCCAAAAAUUUUAUUUCGCUAAGUUGAAGAAAAAAGAAUGCCCUUUCAGGCGAAACACGCCUUGGUGUUCAAAGCCAUGUGCCAAUCCGCUUUUUUAGCUCGUGAAAAAGUGCUAAAUUUUGAUGGUUGAUUAAGCGAUUUUGAGUCAACAACUUUGAAAAUUUCUUUAAAAAUCUCUUGUCGACCAAAUCGCGAACUAAUCAGUUACAAUUAUAGAGGAAAGAUAGAAAAAAUGUGAAGUGUCAUUAUAUUUUAGUAGCCAACUUUAUUUUAAAAUAUACGAGCCACUGAAUAUGACUCUAAUUUCGCAUGAUUUUUGCCCAUUUUAGGCCUCGGGAAGGAAAAAAUUCGUUAAAAAAAUAUUAUUCACUCGAUCGUACUUAAACCAACGAUUUUGUAACUAGGGCCCAUAGGGCUUUAUUCUGGCCGAGUUUGAGGCCAGGUCAUUUUUUGGCUAUUUCCACGUCUAGUUGAUAUUUACGCGGAGUCGCUCUUAAUUAAUGUAUCGGUCAAAGUAAUUGACCUCUGUUUGACCUUUUUAUUGUUGUAUUGAAUCGCCGGUAUAGGUAUUGAAAUUCAUUAUAAACACAACUCAAUAUAUUCAUAUAUUCAAAGCCUGAAUCCAAUAUUAAAAAUAUUAAAAUUUAAAUGCCUUCAAAUACAGCACAAACCUUGUAACCAAUUGGCCAAAAAGGGUAAUGGUUCAUGAUAACCAUCACUAAUAUAGGGACAUUCCAUGACCACUUUGCCCACCUUGAGAAAGUUGAUGUUUGGUAGUUGCUGUAGUUGCUGUACCUGGUGUAGUUAGUGUAGUUGGUGUAGUAUAUGUAGUUGGUGUAGUUAGUGUAGUUGCUGUAGUAUAUUUAGUUGGUGUAGUAUGUGUAAGACUAUGUGUAGUUAAUGUAGUAUAUGUAGUUGGUGUAGUUAGUGUAAUUGGUGUAGUUAGUGUAGUUGCUGUAGUAUAAGUGGUUGGUGUAUUAAGUAUAGUUGUUGUAGUUGGUGUAGUUAGUGUAGUUAAUUUAGUUGCUGUAGUUGGUGCACUAUGUGUAAUUGGUGUAGUUUGUGUAGUUGGUGUAGUUAUAGUUGGUGUAGUUUGUGUACUUGGUGUAGUUAGUGUAGUUUGUGUAAUUUGUGUAGUAUGUGUAGUUUUUGUAGUUGGUGAAGUAUGUGAAGUCGGUGUAGUUGGUGUAGUUCCUGUAGUUGGUGUGGUAGGUGUAGUUAGUGUAUAGUUGGUAUAGUACCUGUAGUUUGUGUAGUAUGUAUAGUUUGUGUAGUUGGUGUAGUAUAUGUAGUUGGUGUAGUUGCUGUAGUUAGUGUAGAUGAUGUAGUAUGUGUAGUAUGCGUAGUUGGUGUAGCUUGUGUAGUUAGUGUGGUUGGUGUAGUAUAUGUAGUUGGUGUAGUUGCUGUAGUAUAUGUAGUUGGUCUAGUUGGUGUAGUUGCUGUAGUUACUAUAGUUUGUGUUGUUGCUGUAGUUAGUGUACUCCGUGUAGUAUGUGUAGUUGUUGUAGUUGGUGUAGUUACUGUAGUUGGUGUGGUAGGUGUAGUUAGUGUACUUGGUGUAGUACAUGUAGUUGGUGUAGUAUGUGUAGUUGGUGUAGUAUAUGUAGUUGUUGUAGUUACUGUAGUUGGUGUAGGAUAUGUAAGUGGCGUCGUUGCUGUAGUUGAUGUAGUUAAUGUAGUUGGCUUAGUAUAUGUAGUUGGUGUAGUUUGCUGUAGUUUGUGUAGUUGCUGUAGUUGCUGUAGUUAGUAUAGUCGGUGUAGUAUCUGUAGUUUUUGUACUUGGUGUAGUUACUGUAGUUGGUGUGCUUGGUGUAGUUACUGUAGUUGGUGUAGUAAGUGUAGUUGCUAUAGUAUAUGUAGUUGGUGUAGUUAGUGUAGUUGUUGUAGUUGUUGUAGUUGUUGUAGUUGGUGUAGUUAAAGUAGUUGCUGUAGUUGCUGUAGUUGCUGUAGUUGGUGUACUAUGUGUAGUUGGUCUAGUUGGUGUAGUUAGUGUCGUUGUUGUAGUAUAUGUAGUUGGUGUAGUUACUGUAGUUAGUGUAGUUGCCGUAGUAUAUGUAGUUGGUCAGGUAUGUGUCGUUGGUGUAGUUAGUUUAGUUAGUGUAGUUUGUGUGGUUGGUGUAGUUAGUGUAGCUGGUGUAGUUACUGUAGUUGCUGUAGCAUACGUAGUUGGUGUAGUAUGUCUAAUUGGUGUAGUUAGUGUAGUUAGUGUGGUAUAUCUAGUUGGUGUAGUUAAUGUAGUUGGUGUAGUUAGUGUAGUUGGCGUAGUUACUGUAGUUGGUGUAGUAUAUGUAGUUGGUGUAGUAUGUGUAGGUGGUGUAGUUAGUGUAGUAUAUGUAGUUGGUGUAGUUAGUGUAGUUGCUGUAGUUGCUGUAGUAUGUGUAGUUGGUCUAGUUGGUGUAGUUAGUGUCGUUGUUGUAGUAUAUGUAGUUGGUGUAGUUACUGUAGUUAGUGUAGUUGCUGUAGUAUAUGUAGUUGGUGUAGUAUGUGUAGUUGGUGUAGUUAGUUUAGUUAGUGUAGUUUGUGUGGUUGGUCUAGUUAGUGUAGUUGGUGUAGUUAGUGUAGUUGCUGUAGUAUAUGUAAUUGGUGUAGUUAGUGUAGUUGCUGUAGUAUGUGUAGUUGGUCUAGUUAGUGUAGUUGGUGUAGUUAGUGUAGUUUGUGUACUAUAUGUAGUUGGUGUACUAUAUGUAGUUGGUGUAGUUUGCUGUAGUUUGUGUAGUUGCUGUAGUAUAUGUAGUUGGUGUAGUAUGUGUAGUGGGUGUAGUUAGUUUAGUUAGUGUAGUUUGUGUGGUUGGUCUAGUUAGUGUAGUUGGUGUAGUUAGUGUAGUUGCUGUAGUAUAUGUAAUUGGUGUAGUUAGUGUAGUUGUUGUAGUCGUUGUAGUUUGUGUAGUUGGUGUAGUAUGUGUAGGUGGUGUAGUUAGUGUAGUAUAUGUAGUUGGUGUAGUUAGUGUAGUUGCUGUAGUAUGUGUAGUUGGUCUAGUUAGUGUAGUUGGUGUAGUUAGUGUAGUUUGUGUACUAUAUGUAGUUGGUGUACUAUAUGUAGUUGGUGUAGUUUGCUGUAGUUUGUGUAGUUGCUGUAGUUAGAUAGUCGGUGUAGUAUGUGUAGUUUUUGUACUUGGUGUAGUUACUGUAGUUGGUGUGCUUGGUGUAGUAGGUGUAGUACAUGUAGUUGGUGUAGUUACUGUAGUUGGUGUAGUAAGUGUAGUUGCUAUAGUAUAUGUAGUUGUUGUAGUUAGUGUAGUUGUUGUAGUUGUUGUAGUUGGUGUAGUUAGAGUAGUUGGCGUAGUUACUGUUGGUGUAGUAUAUGUAGUUGGUGUACUAUGUGUAGGUGGUGUAGUUAGUGUAGUUAGUGUAGUAUUUGUAGCUGGUGUAGUUAGUGUAGUUGCCGUAGUUGCUGUAGUUGGUGUACUAUGUGUAGUUGGUCUAGUUGGUGUAGUUAGUGUCGUUGUUGUAGUAUAUGUCGUUGGUGUAGUUACUGUAGUUAGUGUAGUUGCCGUAGUAUAUGUAGUUGGUCUAGUAUGUGUAGUUGGUGUAGUUAGUUUAGUUAGUGUAGUUGGUGUAGUUUGUGUGGUUGGUGUAGUUACUGUAGUUGGUGUAGUUAGUGUAGUUGCUGUAGCAUACGUAGUUGGUGUAGUAUGUCUAGUUGGUGUAGUUAGUGUAGUUAGUGUAGUAUAUCCAGUUGGUGUAGUUAAUGUAGUUGGUAUAGUUAGUGUAGUUGGCGUAGUUACUGUAGUUGGUGUAGUAUAUGUAGUUGGUGUAGUAUGUGUAGGUGGUGUAGUUAGUGUAGUAUAUGUAGUUGGUGUAGUUAGUGUAGUUGCUGUAGUUGCUGUAGUAUGUGUAGUUGGUCUAGUUGGUGUAGUUAGUGUCGUUGUUGUAGUGUAUGUAGUUGGUGUAGUUACUGUAGUUAGUGUAGUUGCUGUAGUAUAUGUAGUUGGUGUUGUAUGUGUAGUUGGUGUAGUUAGUUUAGUUAGUGUAGUUCGUGUGGUUGGUGUAGUUAAUGUAGUUGGUGUAGUUAGUGUAGUUACUGUAGUAUAUGUAAUUGGUGUAGUUAGUGUAGUUGUUGUAGUCGUUGUAGUUGGUGUAGUUUGUGUAGUUGGUGUAGUAUGUGUAGGUGGUGUAGUUAGUGUAGUAUAUGUAGUUGGUGUAGUUAGUGUAGUUGCUGUAGUUGCUGUAGUAUGUGUAGUUGGUCUAGUUAGUGUAGUUUGUGUAGUUAGUGUAGUUUGUGCAGUUGGUGUAGUUAGUGUAGUUGGUGUACUAUAUGUAGUUUGUGUAGUAUGUGUAGUUGGUGUAGUUUGUGUAGUUGGUGUAGUAUAUGUAGUUGGUGUAGUUGCUGUAGUGGGUGUAGUUGCUGUAGUUGGUGUGGUAUGUGUAGUUAGUGUAGUUGGUGUAGUAUAUGUAGUGGGUGUAGUUGCUGUAGUUGGUGUAGUAUGUGUAAGUGGUGUAGUUAGUGUAGUUGGUGUAGUAUAUGUAGAUGGUGUAGUUGCGGUAGUUGCUGUAGUAUGUGUAGUUGGUGUAGUUAGUUUAGUUUGUGUAGUUGUCGUAGUUAGUGUAGUUGGCGUACUAUAUGUAGUUGGUGUAGUAUGUGUAGUUUGUGUAGUUGGUGUAGUAUAUGUAGUUGCUGUAGUUGCUGUAGUUGGUGUAGUAUGUGUACUUGCCGUAGUUAGUGUAGUUGGUGUACUAUGUGUAGUGAGUGUAGUGAGUGUAGUUGGUGUAAUAUGUGUAGUUGGUGUAGUUAGUGUAGUUGGUAUAGUAUAUGUAGUUGGUGUAGUUAGUGUAGUUGGUGUACUAUGUCUAGUUGAUGCAGUUUGUGUAAUUGGUGUAGUUAGUGUAGUUGGUAUAGUUACUGUAGUUGGUGUAGUAUACGCAGUUGGUGUAGGUAGUGUACUUGGUGUAGUUAGUGUAGUUGCUGUAGUAUAUGUAGUUUGUGUAGUUGGUGUAGUUAGUGUAGUUGGCGUAGUUACUGUAGUUGGUGUAGUAUAUGUAGUUGAUGUAGUUAGUGUAGUUAAUGUAGUAUAUGUAGUUGGUGUAGUUAGUGUAAUUGGUGUAGCUGCUGUAGUUGGUGUAGUUAGUGUAGUUUGUAUAGUUACUGUAGUUGGUGCAGUAUAUGUAGCUGGUGUAGUUGCUGUAGUUGAAGGAGUAUAUGUAGUUGGCGUAGUUAGUGUAGUUAGUGUUGUUGGUGAAGUAUAUGUAGUUCGUGUAGUUUGUGUAGUUAGUGUCGUUGGCGUAGUUACUGUAGUUGGUGUAAUAUAUGUAGUUGGUGUAGUAUGUGUAGUUGGUGUAGUUAGUAUAGUUGGUGUAGUUAGUGUAGUUGCUGUAGUAUCUAUAGUUGGUGUAGUUAGUGUAGUUGGCGUAGUUACUGUAGUUGGUGUAGUAUAUACACCAACUACACUAACUACACCACCUACACAUACUACACCAACUACAUAUACUACAACAACUACACUAACUACACCAACUACAUAUACUACAGCAACUACACUUACUACACUAACUACACCAACUACACCAAGUACACAUACUACGCCAACUACAUAUACUACAGCAACUACACUAACUACAGUAACUACACCAACUACAUAUACUACACCAACUACACUAACUACUCAUACAACACCAACUACAUUAACUACACUAACUACACCAAGUACACCAACUACAACAACUACACAUACUACACAAACUACACAAAAUACUAACUACAUCAACUACACAUACUACACCAACUACAUAUAGUACACCAACUACGCUAACUACACCACUUACACAUACUACACCCACUACAUAUAUUACACCAACUACACUAACUACACCAACUACACUAACUACACCAACUACACAUACUACACCAACUACAUAUACUACACCAACUACACUAACUACACCAACUACACUAACUACACCAACUACACAUACUACACCAACUAGAUAUACUACACCAACAACACCAACUACACUAACUACACCAGCUACAGCAACUACACCAACUACUCUAACUGCAGCAACUACACCAAACAGGAAUGUCCCUAUAUUCGUGACGGUUAUCAUGAACCCAUUACCCCAAAAAGGUACCAUCUUUUCCACGAAAAUCCUCUAACACUGCGUCCCCCAUGACAGCUCGCCACGCCAGAUGUUUCACAUGAAAUCGAGGGUGCAGUUCAAAUUCCCCACCCGUAACCCAUGGGGAUCAAAUUCCCCACCCCCUGGAAGAUUCUGAUAAUCAAAUUCCCUCCUCCCCGGGACAGCAAAGGUGUCAAAUGCCCCGGGGGGGGGGGGGAUGUUGAAGCUUCGAUUUGACCGAUACAUUUGGAAGUUACCAUCAGAGAGAGCGAGAUAUAAUAGCAACCCGGCCUUAUGAAAACAGUGAAGGAACCCCCAGACUCUGAUGACACACCGAAAUAUUUAACAUUACAUGAACAGACAAAAUUGAAGUAAAAUUAUAAAAAAGUGGUCGUUUUGUGGUUUUAUAAAACAUGUACAGCUAGCCACCCAGUUGUUCUUAUAUGUUACCUUGGAUUAUUAUAAUGCCUGCAAGAAAUACGUGUUUACGUGACGAGACGAAUUAAAAAGGCGACUACAUUCGGGAACAACAAAAUCUUGCUGUGUGAGAAACCUUUCCACGUUUAGAGAAGAAUACAAGUUAAAAACCAACGGGCCUGGUGUAAUUCUUGUGCUUACCUUAUUUUCAAUAUAAAGUUGACAGAGAGCAUUUGCAUUCUAUGGUUUUUAUGCUGGACAGUAGGACAAAUAUGUUGGUUUGACAUUGUUUUAGUACAGGAGAACCCCAGAACCAAAAGAUUAAAACCAAAAUAUAUAUGUGGGAGAUGCAGUGAUCUACACACCUUAAUCUUGACUGCCUUUCCUCUUUUGUAGUACAGUGGAACCCCGCCUUACGACCACCCUGUUUAUACGACCACCUCGUUAUCACGACCAUAUUCUUUCGACCCAAACGUAGUGAUAUCAGACGCUGUUAAUGCGACCGCCUCGUUAUUACGACCAGGAUUUUAUUGCCCAACUUUGGUCAUAUUAACGGGGUUCUACUAUACUGUUAUAUCAAAAACGAGGUUUUCACUACAUCUGGGUCAAACUGCAGUUUGGUGGUGUAUCCGAGACGAACCAGCCGGGAGACCCAGAAAAAAAUGCAAAACUCUCUCGACUGGUUUGUGGCCCCAAACAUAUCGGUAAUUCACCACUUCACCACACAUCAUUCGAAAUAACGCGAAUUGCGAAAAGCUAAACUUCCUUGAAACAAUUAAGAGACGCCACAACAAGAACUUUGUUUUUCAUUUUGUUUUUAUUAUAGUUUUGACCGUUAAGACGGUAUUCAAAGUGGUCGCAGGUGGCAUCAUAGUGUCUUCUACUCUGGAGGUAUUAAGUCGCGGGUCCACAUUUGACCAGCUCGUUUCUGCAGUUAAUAAGUGCGUGCUUCCUGCUGGCACCAGCCUGAUUCAAAUAACCGAGGGCUGCGUCUGCCUCACAGUUCAAGCUGAAACUCUUGCAGCACUUGAAGCUUUGUGGAGUUUGUAUAAGAAUGGCACGCUAAGAGCACGGUUACAGGACUUCUUUGUCACUGAAGAAGUACGCGAAGAACUUGCCGGAGGGGAGGAAUUGGAGGUGAUUGUGACCAUUGAGGAAGGAGAGUACCAAAAGGCUCUUCAUGAGCUGUCCAGUGAAAUUGAAGGUAACGUAUUCACUCAUGACUACCCCGUCUCCAUUUUUACAACAAACGUUUUGAGAAUUUUGAAUCCAAACCGUCCAUUCUAAAGUUAAAGUCAACUGCCGUUAUUCGGCACACCUCGGGGUCGGGUUCCUUAUUUUUUAACUUCCAUAGAAACUUGUACCUUCACUUUUUGGAAUUUGCAAACCUCGUGAAAAAAAUUAAGUGGACUGGCCUUUUGGUGCGUCUCUCCACUUCGAGAUCGGUACUUUUAAAGACCGUGUUUUAAAAAUACUUUUCUACACCUUGUCUCGUGAAGUCGCUACCCUGUUAUAUGCCUACCUUUGGGUCCUACCCACUCGGGUAGGAAAAUCAGAACACGGGAUUCACUUUAUCUUGCUCGCCUGCGGAUUCAGCCACAUAGACCGCUUGUCACGGUUUUAGAUGCUAUCUUGACGAGUAGGCAACCGCGUGAGAAAUUACGGUGUUUGUAUGAGAAUCUAAUGCCGUGUAAUUUCCGUAAAACGGCUGUUCUGAAAAAAAAUAUAUUAAUUGCAAACCAAAGCUACACAACAAAGGAUUUUACUAACAAAUUUUGGAGGCCGUUACUGUGCUUAAAUUUCUCCAGACGCUUGGUUUAGAUUUUCCACAUAUUUGUCUGCAAUUUUUGCGGGGAAAUUUUAGUCGGUAGCAAGAGAAAUUUUUACAGACAAAAUUUAUCGAAAAUUUGAAAAAGUGGUUGUAGCGCAUGUAGCUGCAUGUAUUGCUCUCAAAUUUUUUCAGCAGGAUCGUUACGAGUGAAUCUUUAGCUUACAAUUCAUUUUUUCUUUUCCAGAACAGCCGUUUUACGGAAAAAUUAUUUGACAUUGAUUCUCACACAAACACUGUAAUUUCUCACGCGGAUGCCCACUCGUCAACAUGGCUUCCAAACCGUGACAAAGUCUCUUAUAAAGUGCAUUAUAAGGAGUACCCCUUACCCUGCUUGUUACAGUUGAUAAUGCCUGCCACCUACCUUUACUACUGUGAAGUCUGGUACCUGUUUUCUCUCUGAAUUUAGAAAGCCCUGAUAGUUGUGUAGAAGCGAAACCCAUGAGAAUUCACCGCAGGAAUUCUGAUUCUAACCUGUACUGCAAGACGAUGGUUAGUGAAGGCUCAGGGCAACCACCUGUUGUAACAGAGAGACGUCCUGUCAAUCAGUCCAGAUACUUGGAUCAGGAAAGAUUUGCUUUCGUUCAGAAUUAUCUGGAAAAAGCCGAAGAUGCCCAAAGCAUGACAACUGAAACGAGUGACAGUGGGAUACCGGGAACACAUGGUGCGCCUUCUGAGUUUGGACUGGAAGACACGAGCGGUAAGUGAGUGAAAAGUUACUAUCCUGUGGAACCUUGAAAUGAAUAACCUAAAUGUCCUAGUCUUGAUAGAGAACAACGGAGAUUUCUACCCAGUACAUAGUCUUUUAGUUCGUAAUCUUGCAGUGGGAGGCCUUUCUGACUAUUAGUGUGUUCUGUUCCAGGCGUUGCCUAAUAACACACGCUUGAACUCCACGUCAUGUUAAUCACCACUCCUCCUCUUUAACAAGAAUUUAUGUGUGAGUUUGUUUUUCUCUUUUUAGAAUCGUCUUAUAAACGUCGCUUGCAAGAUCUUCCCGAAAAGGUCACCAAGGAAUUGAAGUGGCAACUUCAAAUCGACCCAGUUGCUGAAAAGUGGUUUUAUGAAUCAUUCGGGCUCGCUCCUCCCAAAGAAGGUAGAGAUCCCCGAGUCCUCGAAGACCUCGAAAUUCUGUUUCCUGAAACUCCUUUGAAAUUACUUAAAGACGUGUUUGACGCCUUGCAAUUAUAUGACCUCGUAGAUCUCUUGGAGAAGGAGAAACCACGAACACUUCGUCCUUCUCUUCCACUGAGAGACAUAAGAAAAAAACCUAAUUAUGGCGACCGUCCUACGAGGUUUUACAGUAAAGCAGCAGUGUUGACAAUCGGCACCGGAACACUGGGUCAAGCCCAGAGUUACACCCAGAGAAUUGGGUCAUUUUUUAACGAGUUUAAUUCACGGAGCAAAUUAACCACAAUAUCACUGAAGACUUUUUCUCAAGUAAGUACGGUUCUAAGUGAAUGGAGGGAAAUCAAGAAGGACUUCGUGUGUGGGAAUGUAGGACGGGCUGAGUCGAUUUUAAAAGCGCAACUGCGAUGGGUUUUGAAUGUUGAGGAAGUAUUGAAAAUAAGGGAACAACUAGAGCGGUACGUAGAAAUGAGAAAAUUGAAGAAGAAAGAUAGAAAACUGGAGUUUGAGAAGAGGAUAAACCAGACGAUGGAAGAACUACAGACGGAGGGUGAAAAAUUUAAAAUGAGUGUAGACCAAUGGAUAACGCGUAAAGGUUGGUUGAAAUAACGUUUAACUCCCUACUUGUCAGAACUUGUUUGUUUGUCGGUUUAACAGAAUGAUAUGGACACGCAACGUCACGUUUAGACCCAGAUAAAAUUAAGUAAACAAUGGGCUUCAACUUAGCCUUCACUUCUUAAAGCUUGCUUAUGCCACGGAGAGUAACGAUUUGUUGGUGGAAUUGUGGCAAGAAAAGCGGCCAACCAAGGGGUUAAGGGUGAAGUUGAUUAAAAGGGUGUGAGAGAUGGGUGCGGAGAAGCAUUUAGGGUCCGUUAUUACAUUUGGGCCUUCUACAUACGUUGUGGGAUUAAGAUAAGAAAUUUUGCUGGAAAGUCCUUAGAAACUGUUGCUCACGUCAUCAAACCAGUUUCUCAAGUUGUCAUUACGCCGCUAAUUAUUGUUACUGGCAGAAAAGUAGCAAGACAAAAGUUGUCUUAAGUUGUCUGAGACUGCAUUUCGACAUCGAAAUUCUGUUUUUGGAAACUCCUUUAAAAUUACUUAAAGACGUGUUUGACGCCUGGCAAUUAUAUGACCUCGUAGAUCUCUUGGUGAAGGAGAAACCACGAACACUUCGUCAUUCUCUUCCAAUGCGGGCGAAAAUUGUUAUGCAAAUGUACUUAUGCAACUGAAGUGUGCACAUUGCGUCCAUCGCCAUACGGGUAUCCUGAAUGAAAGAAAUUUCUUCCAGUCAGUUAAUCAGCCGCACAAAAAGAAGGAAAAAAUUGCUCAAGUAGUGUGUCGUUUAACCUGACAGCAACGUGACAUAAUGGGCAUUGAUAGUUUGUACGAUAUUGCAAACUAGUAGGCCCAUUCCUUAACAGCAGUAUUUUGAUAUGGACCGCGGUUCUGUGCUUUUUUGCUUCCAAAACGUUAAACCCUAAUUACGGGGGUGUUAGAUAAUGAUAAUUUUCCAAGCCUAUUUUUGAUCGAAGUGGAUCUGUAUUUUUUUGCUGUAGCUCACUCGGCGAAAAAUAAAAUUUACACAAAUUUGCUUGGGGCCAAUAUGGUGCAAAAGAGUGCAAACGAGGAGGAAAUCAAAGGCAAAAAUGGUAAAUACUGCAUUUGCAUACCGGUUUACAUAGGGUUGUAAGUUCGUGUUCAGCAUUCAAGGUACUUUUCACACCACCGUUGACUUCUUACGUUCUUAAGAAUGGAUUUAAGAAUUUCUUUGCAAUAGCUUAAAGUAGAUUGGUUUACUGAGUUCAAAGGCAAUUAAGUAUUUAAACUGAAGCUUCGCUUUUAGGCUUGGCUAAAUUUAUAUAUGUAAGUUAAUAGUUAUUUGUUGCUUCCCCUCUAGAUGAAGAAUCCGCUACCCUCUUUGUCGUAUUGGUAGAUGCUGAUACGAAUGCCAUUCCUGAUGACGCCUACAGGAUGAUACUGACACGUUUAAAAGAGAAGUUGGCGGAAAUUCCAGACGAACCAAAGUUGGUGGUCUUUCCUAAACCGUGGAUAAAAUUUAACGAAGUAAUCCCAGAGGCACUCGUUGUGCAGUUUCCUACCGACAGAAAUGGUUUUCAGGAGACCAUGCUGGAGGUUUUCUCUAAGCGUUGGCAAACACUGGACCUCGUCUCAAUGAUACACGAGGUACAAAGGACUUUUCCGCUUAAAACAGUCAGUUCCUUCCACUACGCGAGGCCAAUUUGGUGGAUUCGCGAUGACUUCAGGCGCUUUACGAUUGUAGAUGAUCGUUUGUCUUCACUGCCAAGACUUCAAAAGACGGAGGAAAAUUCGAAAACAUGACGAAACCCCAAUUGGUCGACCUGUUCGUUUAAGCCUUUUCAUAACUUCGCAGUAGGACUACUCUGCUGUACCCUGGUCCCAGAGGUUUUUCUUGAUUUUUCUUCGCAAAAGAGAUCAAGAGCAAGCCGCGAAGCGGCGACAACGAGUUGCGAAAGCGACGAAGUGAGAUAGAAAAACCUCUGGUUACCUUGGCCUCGAAUCUCACUUUCAUGCAGACGACAGGGUCAGGAUCUGACCCUCGGGCGUUGAUUGGUUGAUAUUUUUUCAAACACGCAAAACAAUUUGAUUGGCUCGUUUAAUUGGAACUACCAAGGGGACGCUGAAGAUUUUCACACCUCAUUCUGUCUCUCUCUACCAGGGAAGAAAAGUGUUUGUAUGCUGCACUCGCAAUAACAUUUGCACGGGACCAAGGCACGUAAAGGUACGCCAUAUUUCGAGAUUUUGACAUGGAUGUUGUUCCUCAAAGAAUAUUCGAAGAAAUUUUGACCUCGGUACUUGAUGAGCGCUUUCCCGAGUCUCACUGAGCAACAAAAGAAAGCUUUGUUCGCCGCGUUGAGUCGAAAGGAUGUGUUAACCAUUUUAUCAACCGGACAUGGAAAGUAUAUAAUAUUUCAGUCGUUACCUGAUGUUUGCAAGUACCUCUCCUUAAGAGGCUACUUAUACCCUCGCCAUGCAAUAAUUUUGGUUGUCUGUCCUCUCAAGUCUCUUGUGGACUCGCAUAUCCGCGAACUGCGAACCGUGGAGUCUCAGCAACCAGUUUGAGCAGUCCAGACGUUGACCACCAGAAUCUCGUGUCUCGAAAUAUUUACCAUUUUCUGUUACAAUACUGUCAUUCCAUUAAAUAAACUAACUUGUUUAGGGCAGCAAAAUAUAAACCUCCGAAUACGGAAUGAAAGUUUCCUGGUAGAAAAAAAAACAUACAACUUUGUACAAGUACGUAAUUAUUUUCGGUGCAGCUUGCAUUUUCCUGGGACGCCCAAUAUUUAUCUUGAAAGAUCUAAUCAACGUUAUUUUUGGCACUGGGCCAACAAAAAACCUCUGAAAGUACAUUCCGAACCUUAAGGGUUUGUUGUGUUGCAUGAUUCUUCCUAGCGCCGUUGUUCCACAAAAAAAAGGAAAUGGAGCCGCCAAACCAAAAUGCGAGCCAGAUUGCCAGAAUACAUAUUAAUAUUACUAUUUUGAGGGGAAUGCCCGCGAAUCGACGCGAACGGCGCGCCCCGCAAAAGUAAACAAUAUAAUAAGCGCGAUUGAUAGACUCUUGCAAACUUUACAACUUCUUCUCGCUGGCACUUCUGACAGAUAAUCCCGUUGAGUCAUGUACACAGCAGAACAGAUGUUUGUGAAAAAUCCUUGAUGUUAUACCCAAAAACGUUGAUUUUAGAUCGGCCACUUAUUUUUACAUAAAUUCUGCGAAUCCUGCGGCAGUCGUUUGGAACAAUGUUGGUUUCUUUAUAAAGUGGUGUUCUUAUUCCUGGACUCUUGUCGCCCAUCGUUAACACAUGCUUUAGCUUGAUCCCGAUUAACAAAUCACUCUUUACUACCUAAGUGGAGAUGGUUUGUUCAUAACAUAAUCUCCCCAAGUCUACCCCCACUUAAAAAAAAUAGUGGCUGAAAAAGCACGUGUUUGCUAAAUUGCCAUUGGUCACUCUUUUCAUUAGCAACUUGACGCGUUUGACAGCUGUCGUCUGAAUGAAAGUGAGAUUCGAGGCCAAGGUAACCAGAGGUUUUUCUCUCUCUCCUCAUCGCUUUCGCGACUCGUUGUCGCCGCUUCGCGGCUUGCUCUUGAUCUCUUUUGCGAAGAAAAAUCAAGAGAAACCUCUGGGACCAGGGUAACUCUGCUGGAGUAUUAACCUCUUUUCAAUUCCACCGUUGUCACUAUAGUAGAAAAGCAAAAGAAAAGAAACGGCGAGAAUCGAAAAAAAGCACUUGAACUUCGAAAGUAAAAUGGCUUAUAGCUGUUUCUUCUGAGAAUUGUGAUUAUCUAGGAUAAGGCACUGUUGAUAAGGUAUAUCAAUAUUUUUUACAGUGACCUGCGUUGCAGCCAGCCGACGCAUCGUCUAGACCAAUUUUACAGAAGGUUUAGAGUGGUCUGCGACGCAGGCUAACUACAUAUCAGGACAUAUGCGCUAUUUUAAACUUGAGCCAACACAGUUUAAUUUUAGACGAUUGAAUCAGUAUUAUUCGAUAUAUGAAUUCGCCAAAUUUGACUCCGAUGACCAUGGCCUUCAAAACUAAGGGUGCAAAAGUCGCUAGCCGUCAAUGAGCCGGCAGAGAAUUCAGUCCAAUACCUCAGCUCUUAAACGAAUAUCUCGCUUUGUCCCCGUGAACACUAUGAUUUUCCUAUGUAAAACGUUUCUAGUUCGACAUUUAAAUACAGUUUUUGUUGGUCUAGGUAACUUGUGCAGAGCGGUAGACUCAAAGAUGCCAACUAUUAUAUCUUAAGAGCUCUAUUAAUUUAUGACUAAGAAAGAAAGCACCAAAGCUUACAGAAUCUCGUGGGCUGAUGAAUACUUUGAAACACCGUCGUUAUUACCCGGGGGGGGGGGGUACUCCUGGGAAUUCUUGAUGGUGUGCCGCCCGGUGCUCCAAAUCGUGACCCUAUUUCAGAUCAAAAAAUGUAAUUUGCCACCCCUGUUUUCAGACCAGGCCUCUAGAAACCAUACCUGUUUUCAGACCUGGCCGUUAUGUUAUCAUUACUUUGAUCAGAGCGCAAAACAAAAAAAAUUCUUCAAGUCCAUUUCGAAUUCGCAUGUUUCUAUUUCUUUCUUACUCAUUGGGAAUUGAAACUAUAAAUACGUUUAUAGACUGCCGUAGUUCCCUCGAAAACCAUACCGACCCCAGACCAAAAUGGUCAAAGUGAAUACCCGUUUUCUAACCAAAACGGCGCAAAAACGCUACCCAAUGGGGCGGGACAUACCUAUAUAGCUCAUAUAAGGGAGUACCCCCCGGGCUUUAUUACUAAGCUCUGGUGUUGACUUUUAAAUGUCUUCAACUCAACAGGUUCAUAGUACAUUGCCGAUUUAUUUGAAUUUAACUAAUGGGUAAGGGAAGUAACUUGGCACAGCCUUAUGUUAGCACUGAGUGGAUGCUUAAAUCGUUUUCAUUUACGGCUAGCAAGCUGUGGAAUAAGCUACCGUUAUACAUUAGAAACUCCGAUAAUCUUUAAACAAGGCUCUUCCGAAGUUCAGUUUAGAAUUUGUAUACUACUUGUUUUGUUUUGUGUAUGUCACGAGGUUACUUUAUCAUAUCAUGAUUUUUUAGCCUAUUUUAUUCUUUGCUAUCAUUGUUUGUGACCUGUUCCGAAUGUUCAUGUUAAAGUUUAGGUCUUUGUAAAUACAGUUGACUCUCGAUAACUCGAACCCUCGCUAACUCGAACCUCGGGCUAACCCGAACCAAAAUCGAUUUCCCCUGGAUUUCCGUCAUACAUUUACUGUAAUUUUACCCUCGCUAACUCGAAGUAAUUUUUGUUUCCCCUCAGAUCAUUUCCAUAUAAUUUUACCCUCGAUAACUCGAACCAUGUUUUGAGCCCUUAAAAAGUCGGGAAAAAACAGUGUACUGCCUCCGAAGCAUUGAAUUUUGAAUUUCCCAUUGACGUGUUGUAGGCAUCUAGUUUACUAGUGGAUCGAUAGUGGAGGCUGAUGUUGUGUGUCACAAAUCUAACGUGAAAUAGCUUUACUUCUCAAAAAGUAAAAUGCAUGCUCUAUUUAGGCAACGUUUUGUUACUUUACGUUCUGAUUUAUAAUCUAAAAGUAUCUUUCAAUUUUCACUCAACAUUUCUACAAUUAAAUGUGAUUAAAAUGCUCGCUGUGCUGUAAAAACUGUUUUUUUUCCUUACUCCCGGUUAUUUUCUUCGAGCUCCCGAUAACUCGAACCUUUUUCGAUUUCCAUUGAAGGUUCGAGUAAUCGGGAGUCAACUGUAGUUGUUAUAUGAUAAUAUACUUUCAUGUAAUAGAUAUUAGAUCUUACUUAGUUAAAGUUUUUUCCUUAGGUUUUUUUUUGUCUAGUAUAAUAUAUAGAUUUAGCCAGG
Porites lobata is the source of this 25232-nucleotide messenger RNA. Lineage: Eukaryota; Metazoa; Cnidaria; Anthozoa; Scleractinia; Poritidae. The record is from the annotation of a GenBank genome assembly.